CACGCAUCCUUCUCUCUCUCUCUCAAUUUCCUCUUACUCAACUCCACAGCAACAACAAUAAUGCUUGUGAAAUCGGCACCUGCGUUUGGUCUAUUGAACACCAAUGGCGAGAAUCUAAGCGCUCUGCUUUCAUCCGCCUCGUCUUCUCACAUUUCGCCGAACAAAUUUCGGGGGAAAAAUGGUUGCAUUUUGUGUGUGGCUAAACACGCGAACAACAAACCAUUGACCGGCGUCGUCUUCGAACCGUUUGAGGAAGUGAAGAAGGAGCUGAUGCUGGUGCCCACCGUCCCACAGGAUUCCCUCGCUCGACAAAAGUACUCUGUCGAGUCUGAAGCUGCUAUCAAUGAACAAAUCAAUGUGGAGUACAAUGUUUCAUAUGUGUACCAUGCUAUGUUUGCCUACUUCGACAGAGACAAUGUUGCACUCAAGGGGCUCGCUAAAUUUUUCAAGGAAUCAAGCAUAGAAGAAAGAGAACAUGCUGAAAAACUAAUGGAAUAUCAGAACAAACGAGGAGGGAAGGUGAAGCUGCAGUCUAUCUUGAUGCCUCUUUCGGAAUUUGAUCAUGCUGAAAAAGGAGAUGCUCUAUAUGCUAUGGAGCUCACUCUAUCUUUGGAAAAGUUGACAAAUGAGAAGCUUCUAAACCUGCACGCCGUUGCCUCCAGGAACAAUGAUGUACAGUUGACUGAUUUUAUUGAGAGCGAGUUUUUGGUUGAGCAGGUGGAGUCUAUUAAGAAAAUAUCAGAAUAUGUUGCGCAGCUGAGAAGAGUUGGCAAAGGCCAUGGUGUUUGGCACUUUGAUCAGAUGUUGCUUCAGUAAGAGGGCAUUCUUGCUUGCUUCAAGUUUCUUCAUAUGUGUUUAUUUUUUCUCCUGCAUUGUCUUUUUUUACAUUUUGUGUUGUGAUUUUCCAUUGCUAGCGAAGAGAAAUGGUUUUUGGGUUUUGUCCUAAGAUGCUCUGGGAAUAGUUGUACUAGCGGUUUGCAAGAACUUGUGUUGAAUUUCAUGUUUCUACCUUGAGAUCCUUUCGGAUGCAAUUAAAAUGUCAUGCUUGAUGUUUGUUGAGUUCAUAUUUUCAGUUUGCAUCUCUUUCAUUCUCUUCCUACAACUUUUUGCAUUAUAAAUAAGUCGGAG
Striga asiatica is the source of this 1128-nucleotide messenger RNA. Lineage: Eukaryota; Viridiplantae; Streptophyta; Magnoliopsida; Lamiales; Orobanchaceae. The record is from the annotation of a GenBank genome assembly.